Molecule: messenger RNA, 580 nt
Organism: Rubroshorea leprosula
Lineage: Eukaryota; Viridiplantae; Streptophyta; Magnoliopsida; Malvales; Dipterocarpaceae
Source: the annotation of a GenBank genome assembly
AUACAUAUGCACUGAGGAAAAGAUUUCGAAUUGGUUCAUUCAUCUGUUUCUUUUGGAUGAUCUAAAGAAUGAGAAAAUCCAUGUGCUAUUAGGCCUUAAGUUGUUUCGCACUUGGUUUUCAUGAGACGUGAAGAAAGAAAAUUGAUCAGGAUCGUGAUUUGAUUUGCAGAAUCAGGACCUCACACCCUGCUCCGGGGCAAAAAAAAAUGCACCCUCCAACAUGGCCACUACCAGUAGCUUGUAGCCCAUUUUCUGUAGGGAAAUGCAUGGCAGCUUCUAGCACAUGAAUCGCCUAUGUUAGUUGGCACAAGUCGCAUCUGUCCCCAGUGACGUGUUUGUCGGUAUCUAGAUGCUUCGCGUAUCUUCCUGCGGCUUUCCAGAUUACCAACCAACCAUCCAAAGAAAUCCAAUAACAGCACCUCAAGGUGUUCAGCCACCGUUACCUGAUCCGUCUUCGCUUCCCAGGUUCCCAAAAGAAAAAUUUUGGUAAAUAAUUAGUUUAGAGGAAUUAAUGUAAUCAAAAUUUUACUCUUUUGAUGACUGAAUAGUUAAUAACUUGUUAUAAAUUGAAAAUUACACA